AUGCUUUGGAACUUCAAAGACAACGAUCCUAUUCACGGACCGAGAAGUCAGGCCAACGAACACACAACGAUACUAGCGGAACACGUCCUCGAAUUCCAGCCCGACGCCUCCACAUUCAACGGCAGUCACGAGACCUACUGUCCGAUCACGGUGUCAGGACCGCCGUGUCCGCCAGCAGGCCUCUUCGACAUCUCGCAGUGCUCCUUGCCCGGCCAAAUCUCGCCGCCCAUCUACGCCUCGAUGCCGCACUUCCUCCACGGCCACGCCGACCUGCGCGCGCCGUUCAAGGGACUCCGCAAGGCCAAUCCACGCAUCGACACCGUCAAACUUCUUGUCGAACCGGUAGGGUCGUGUUUCCUGAUCGAUUAUGCUGAGGCCAUUUACCACACGUAG
Messenger RNA from Mesocestoides corti, 393 nucleotides. Lineage: Eukaryota; Metazoa; Platyhelminthes; Cestoda; Cyclophyllidea; Mesocestoididae. The record is from the annotation of a GenBank genome assembly.